GCGCCGCAGUCAAUCAGCUGUUGAAGCAACUGCUGACUUCCUCGGAACAACGAGGGUUGCUCGUUUGUCAUUUCUAAACCCAGACGAGGCAAAACGAAAUAUAUUCACCCUCCAAAUCCCAAAAGGGUGACCGAUAAAGCUCCUCAAACCAUGCAGGAUGAUUUACUGAUGGACAAAAACACAGCCCAGGCUCAUCAUCAGCAAGAUCCAACGCAAAUAGACCCUCCUCCCUCCUCCUCCACCCCGACCCCGUCACUGGAGCCCUUUUCCUCAUCGUCGGGGUCGGAGAGUCCGUCGACCGGGAGCAGCACUACGGACAAAGUGUCGAUGGAGUCACUGAUUCCGCCAGGGUUGAACUUCCAGCAGCAGCCACAGGAGCCUGAAGGUCCCGUAUCGCCCCCGUCCUCCUCUUUCAGGAGCACUUGGACCACGGGAAACGUCAACGUCGCGGACGAAAGCUUUUUCCAGGGAAUACCUUCCGUGAACGGGACGAUGCUUUUCCAGAACGUCCCACACCACGUCAAUGCGGUCUUCGGGGGUAAUUUCCCCCCGCAGAUGGGAGUCGCACCCCAGCAGCAGCCCCAGCAGAGAUCCCCGCUCAGCCCCAACCGUGGCCCCUACCCCCAAAGAACCGCUUAUCAGACCGCCAUGAACACCGCGAAAGGCUCGUCGUCACCGGCUUGGAAUAAUCACCAAAACGCCGGCUGGAGCACGGGGUCCAACCACCCUUGGAGCGGCUUGCAGGCAGGCAGGGACCCACGCAGAGCGGUGGGCGUCGGUGGUGGAGUUUCCUCUCCCAUGAGUCCGAUGUCCCCCAUGAAAAAACCUUACGGCAGCAAUGUCAUUGCACCCCCGAAAUUCCCAAGACCCGGUCCUCUCACCCCGAAGGCCUGGAAUGAGGACGCUGCCUUCAGGACUGACAGUGGUUUGCUACCUUUCCAGGACCGGAAUAGGCCCUUUGAUGCAUUUAGCCUACACUCUUUGGAGAAUUCCUUAAUGGAAUUGAUAAGGACCGACCACGACAAAGGACGUAUGGGCAUUAAUUUCCACCAUCCUGGAGCUGAACACAUAAUGCCACUGAACAGUCGUUCUUACCUUUUUCCCUUUGAAGAUGGCUUCCUUGACGAUGGCCAUGGUGACCUUUCCUUGCCCCCUGGCCUGAACUCUCCAACCCACUGUCAGAACGGAGAACGAAUGGAGCGCUACUCCCGCAAGGUCUUUGUCGGAGGCCUACCGCCAGAUAUAGAUGAAGAUGAGAUCACCAACAGUUUCCGUCGCUUUGGACACCUGUUAGUGGACUGGCCCCACAAAGCUGAGAGCAAAUCCUACUUCCCGCCAAAAGGUUAUGCCUUCCUACUGUUCCAAGAUGAGACCUCUGUUCAGGCCUUGAUUGACGCCUGCAUCGAAGAGGACAGCAAGCUCUACCUUUGUGUGUCCAGCCCCACCAUCAAAGACAAGCCGGUUCAGAUCCGUCCAUGGAAUCUGAGUGACAGUGACUUCGUCAUGGAUGGCUCCCAGCCUUUGGACCCCCGCAAGACUAUCUUUGUAGGGGGGGUUCCCCGGCCUCUGCGUGCAGUGGAGUUGGCAAUGAUCAUGGAUCGGCUGUACGGAGGUGUUUGCUACGCAGGCAUCGACACCGACCCGGAGCUCAAAUACCCGAAAGGGGCCGGGCGCGUGGCCUUCUCCAAUCAGCAGAGCUACAUCGCCGCCAUCAGCGCUCGCUUCGUUCAGCUACAGCACAAUGACAUCGACAAAAGGGUGGAGGUGAAGCCGUACGUGCUUGACGAUCAGAUGUGCGAUGAAUGCCAGGGGGCACGCUGCGGGGGGAAGUUUGCGCCGUUCUUCUGUGCCAACGUCACGUGUCUGCAGUACUACUGCGAGUACUGCUGGGCCAACAUUCACUCGCGAGCGGGUCGCGAGUUCCACAAGCCCCUGGUGAAGGAGGGGGGCGACCGCCCUCGACAUGUGUCCUUUCGCUGGAGCUGAGUAGUGUGGUUGCUUGACUAACCUUUCCCCAGAUUAAAAAAAAAAAAGAAAAAUAGGCCCCUCCAUCUUAUCAAUUCACGCAAAACGUCUCAUCUUCACACCUUCUGGUCCAACUCGUCUCCUCCCCGCUAACAAAGCAGUAUGAAAAGUUAAAGCGUAGAAUUCGCACUUUGCUCUGCUAUGUCAAUCAAACAUCCAAAUACACGCACAGAAGAUCCAACCAGACACUUGACUACUUUCAGCUCACUCUUCUUUUUGACUGGGCGGCCUGGUCCUGCUGAAACUCCCCCGCCCCCUUCCAUAGCCACACGGAGGUGGGGCCAUAUAAAUAUUAUGGGGGGGAAAAAAGUAUUUUAGUUUUGUACCUAUAUUCACACAUAUAUGAAUUAUUUUAAUUUAAUAUCAAGGGAGAAUGCACUUAUUUUCAAAAGAUAUCGGCCCCAAGAGAGCGAAAAAGUGUCACUAAAGGUGCAAAAAGACAUUCAGACAUUUGGGCUCUGAAAUGAUUAAAAAAAAAAAAAAAAAACAGCUUAUCAAUCACUCUAUAAUUUUAAAAAAUUUGAAUACCUCAUACACGCAACCAGAUGAGUUCACUGUUGAUUUCUAGGUCUUUAUUUUUUUUACGACAUUAUUUUUUUAGCGUUCUGUAAAUGUAAUGCUGCGAUGGCUUUGCUGCUAAAUUGACGGUAUGAUCAGAUACCAGAAGUACACACGCAUGCCUCGCGUGUAAAAACAACACAGGGGGCGCUCUUGACACAAAGAUGGCUGCCCUUGAAGUUCGCAUUUGUUUAAGGUCGCCGCACGCACAGAGUCAACAUUCAAAGCGUCGUGUGGGUAGCUGCAACCUUAAUUAACACAAAUCCAAUUUGGUGUAAAAUAACCAUGAGAAACUGUCUAUGACAAGUGAAGUACUUUUUUUUUCUUUUCUCGCAGUGCUUGUUAUAAUUGUGCAAUUUUUUGAUACCAUAUUGAGUCAGGUCAGAGUAUGCCUAGAACUGUGAUUCGUUUGAGUUGUCGUUUCACGGGACUUCUAUCAUUGGCACACGAGUAGUUGUGCUCAUUAUAUAUACACACAUAUAUAUAUAUAGGAUAAUUUGUAAUGCAAUGCAAACAGUAGUUACUUGAAACUGACAAAAGAAAUAAUUUACUGAAAAUUCACUAUUUUUGUGGUCCAACACAAUUAUUUUUGGGAAAAAAAAGACAAACACAGCUGACUUGGCAACAAACACAACGGUGUCCUCAGCUUUUUGACACGAUUAUGAACCAAAUGAUUUUACACCAGACCUCUGCACCUGUCGAACCUUUAUUGUGUCCCCCUCUGUGUAUGCAAACUGCUCCUGCUGUGUCAAGAUUGGCGGGAGCCUGUUUUAGCUCCUUCCGCUCAUGUUCAAUAGGUUUUAGAUCAGGCCACACACACCGAAGACAACUUCCAAAUAGUUUAAUGGCUUCUUCUGAGAUAUUCUUGGAUGUACUGUAAGUACAGUAUUACAUACUUUGUAUGUCACUUCGAAGUCAAGUGAAAACGGCAUAGGACGCUUUGCAUCUGUGCAGAGAAAAAUGAAUCGUGAGAUUCUGGUGUAAAAUGUGCUGCCCAGCGUCAAAGCAUUUGGUCUCAUCCGCAGGGCGGGGCUCCUUUCAAGAGGUUUACCCAAGAACAAAACAUCAGACUAUUCUGAAGUGGCCCUCUUUGAGCCCUGAUCUUAAUCCCAUGAAUCAGACAAUCACCUUUCAAACAUGACCUAUGGAAAGAUGCAUUUCUUCAAUAUUCGAUAUCCUUCAUAAAAAUAUAACCAGUACACUUUGUCCUGACUCGUAAGACAAAAGUGCCACUUUUGACCGACUGUUGCUCAAAGUGCUUUUCAUGUGAGCCAAUAGGUGCAGUUUGUGUUACUGAGAAUUCUGAAAAUUGCGAAGCGGUUCCCUCAAAAAGUAGUGCAACAAAAUAUUAUGCCAGGCCAGAGUUCGUUUUUUUGUACAUAUUUGUUCAUUUUUAAGUUUGUCAAUGACAGUUUGAAGAGUACCAAAAAUCUAGCCUUCGUGCGUUUGAAUACACCCAUAACAGCUGUCUUUCCAACGCACACAAGACAAGACAACUUUAGAUACAUAAAACGACGAGUGUCGGAUCUUUUUGUAAACGUCUCAGAAGCCAGCCAAAGAGCUAGUGAGCGUUGACAAGCAGCCGAAAACGCGGCGCUGAUGUUGUCCCUCCCACAAGGAGGCGCUGCUGCUGCUCUUUAGGCGAAGGCAUCGAUGAAGAACGUAAUUGAAGCUACUAGUUGAAAAAAAUGGCGCGUUCUUUACAUACUGAUUGAAAUAUAUACAGAUGGACCAUUUUAAGCCCCUCCCCUUUUAUUUUGUCCUACAAAGCUUGAAGUAACCGACCUGCUAACAAUCUGUGUUAUUUAUGAAAAGAUUAUAGAAUUAUAGAGUGCAGUGAUGUCAAAUGAAACUUUUUUUUUUUUUUUUUUGUAGUUCUGUGGAUAAUCCAUAAAGGAUAUUUGCAAGGUCGCCCGUGUUGUCAAUUUUUAUUUUUGUAGGGAGGUAGCCUGUGCCAUGCCCUGAAGCGCUUUUCUUUUUAGUCACAAACUGUUUUGUGUUCUUUGCUUUAGUGUGUUUUUUUUCCAUUUAAAAAAAAAAAAAAAAUGAAAUAUAUUUUUUACUGAUGGAAAGAAAGCUAAAAGAAACUCAAGGCUGAGCAUAUAUAAUAUGUAUCCCUAUGAAAAGUGAAUUCUGGGUGUUUUUUGUGACAUUUCCUUUCCCACCCAGAUAGGUUUUGUUUGUUUUCUUCUCUGCAGGAUAGUUGUCUGUUAUGCACUACCCUUUGUAUCCAAUUUUCGAGAAUCCCCACUUGUUUUUGUUAAAAGACAAAAAAAAAAAAAAAAUAGGUAAAGCUUGCUCUCUCACUGACAAGAUCUUUUGCAAUACCUCAAUAUUGAAAUAUAAUGGGAGGAAAAACUUCUAUUUUCUAAGUUUAUUCUGAAGAAAAAGUAUAUUAAUUUAAUUCAAGAGAAAUUAUUUAACAGUUGAUUUAUUGUUUUUUGUUUUUACUUGUUUGCUUUUAUUUUAAGAGUUUAUUUUGGGAGACGACGAUAGCAGGCAUUAGAAGUUUAGAACUAAUGUGUAGUUCUCGUGAGAGUACAGCCUAGUUUGUUGGGAAAGAGGGGAAAAGAAAAACAACUUUGUCCCCAGUUUGUAUCUUUAUAAUCACUUUACUAUCUUCUCAAGCCUUUUUAUUUUUUUCUAUUUUUUUCGAAAAAAAAAAAAAAUUUAUAUAUAUAUAUAUAUAUAUAUAUAUAUAUAUACACACACACACACACGUGUGCUCCAGUAAUUUUUGUGUUUUAAAAACCCUAAUCUGUUAGCUCUGCUUCAUUUCAAAAGCGAGUGAAGGUUGUAAGAAAAGAAUGUUAUUUAACCAUAAAUGAGAGACAACUUGAGUGAAAGCCCCAAAGGUGCAUCGAGCAAGACUGGUGGCCUUUUUCUCAUGCAACACUUGAAUUUGUCACAUUUUGUUUGCUCUCAAGCUAAGAACCUCUUUGUUGUUAUGUGCAAUACUGUUUGUACUAUUUGUAAAAAAAAAAAAAAAGAGAGAAAAAAGUGGCAUAAGUCUUUAUUGCAGAAUUAUUUUCAUUGUGAUUCACAAAAAUAAUUUUCUACUGUGUAUUUACCAACUCGUACCUUCCAGUAGUAUGUAGCCUUUGUACUGAGAGUUUAUUAGUUUCAUUUUUCAUUUCAUAUUAAAUUGAUGAUUUUGCGAAAGAAAGAGUGAGAGAGAGAAACUAACAUAUUUUUAUAUUUUUUUGUAUUUGCUUUUGCUGAUUCAUUUCUCAACCAUUAAGAUUUAUUGGGGGGAUUCUUUCAUAUCUGCUCAAUAUAAUAUAUGAUUUUGUAUUUUUACAUGAAAUAAAUUAAUUUUGUGAUGCUAAUUUGUUUUUUAUUUUCACUUUUUUUUUUUGGAGCUGGAGUUUAAAAUAAUGUCACAUGUGGACACUUUAAAAUGUUUAGCUUUGUGUGUCAAUAAUGUGAAAAAUAUCUAAAGGGAUGACGAUGAUUAAAAAAAAUAAUCACCAUGUAAAACGAAGGGCCACACAUAAGAAAAAAACAUAAUUGAGAGUAAAUAAUACUUUUAUUUCCUAGCGGCAUGGCCCAUUUAAAAGGGUAACUGAAGUUGUGGUAAAGUCGCGUAUUGUGAACCAGUCACCAAUGACAUCACUUCCCCUUUGUUACUCAUCAGCGCAUACUACACAGCAUUUGUAAGACUUGUGGAAAUGUUUUGAUCGCUGCCAGGCUUUGAUUCCCAACAAGUCCGCCGUCACACAUCACCGGGGCUGCCCUAUUUCAUUGAAUUGGUCCCAGUGACAAGUAGAAAAAUUAAAUGCUCUUCCAUUAGGUAGCAGUACAAUGAAUUUGUGUACAGUAUCUGUGUGUUGCCAUCUAUACGACAAAAUGCUGGAGUUUAUUGGCUUUGUGUAGAAGUAUACACAUCCAGAUUUAACACUGAGGAAGUAUAUUUAUUAAUAAAUUGAGAUGUCAGUCUUCA
Syngnathoides biaculeatus (alligator pipefish) is the source of this 6526-nucleotide messenger RNA. It is a transcript of the gene cpeb3, whose product is annotated as cytoplasmic polyadenylation element binding protein 3. Gene Ontology annotation, molecular function: mRNA regulatory element binding translation repressor activity; mRNA 3'-UTR binding; translation factor activity, RNA binding. Gene Ontology annotation, cellular component: nucleus; neuron projection; synapse. The record is from RefSeq and is a predicted model, not a curated record. NCBI's taxonomy places the organism in Eukaryota, Metazoa, Chordata, Actinopteri, Syngnathiformes, Syngnathidae. The coding region runs from base 151 to 1986 and encodes 611 amino acids. Gene Ontology annotation, biological process: negative regulation of cytoplasmic translation. The transcript is spliced from 10 exons.